AUGGUGUCCUGCAUCUUGCUCGCGUUGGCAUUUGCUAUCCGCGUAUAUUUUUUCCUAAAUGGGAGAUGCCGGGGUUUCGCUGCACCAAAGCUGAACGCCACUGGUGAGCGAUGUGGAACCCCUGGGCCUUCGAUUAAGAGACGCCGCGCGCAUAACAAGGUGCAAACGGGGCCCUACGGCCUUUCGAAGCAAACCGGCGGGGACCUGGCAAUCGGAGCUGCCCCUCCCCAGAUUCACCAACGACAGGAAGAAGCCCCUCGAAAGUUUUUUGAGCACCACGUUUGGUUAUGGGUGUCGUGGCGUGGCCCAUUGUUUUCCGCAACCGCGCAUUGCACACGGAUGGCACAUAGCCAAAAAGCUUGCAACACAGGAAAAAAAGGGUUUUGGCACCCCGUUUCUUCUCAGACAAAGGUUGCGUCGCCUUUACGAAAACGUGGGCGCCAUUUCAAGCCGCAUAAAGCCACGACAGCGCAAGCGACUUUGAGAAAGAAAAAUUCCCAUCCAAUAAUAAAGCGGUGCGAAGAUUAG
Trypanosoma theileri is the source of this 528-nucleotide messenger RNA. RefSeq lists its product as uncharacterized. Lineage: Eukaryota; Euglenozoa; Kinetoplastea; Trypanosomatida; Trypanosomatidae. The record is from RefSeq and is a predicted model, not a curated record. The transcript has a single exon. Bases 1 to 528 code for a protein of 175 amino acids.